This is a messenger RNA of Clavispora lusitaniae ATCC 42720, 1107 nucleotides long. RefSeq lists its product as uncharacterized. NCBI's taxonomy places the organism in Eukaryota, Fungi, Ascomycota, Pichiomycetes, Serinales, Metschnikowiaceae. The record is from RefSeq and is a predicted model, not a curated record.
AUGUCAGAAAAAGAGGUUUCAGAGAAAGAAUCAGGCUCCGGAAUGGAGAUAUACUUGCGCUUCGGCGACGACAUGGAGAAAGACUACUGCUUCCAAGUCACCACCAAGUCUGUUUUCCGAGACUUGCUCAAGAUCUUUACCACUUUGCCUAUUGCCUUGAGACCCAAUGUCUUCUACGACUCUGUGCCUAAGGGCUUUGUUGUCUCGACCGCUCCAGGAUACUUGACCGAGGACGGUGCGUUGCUUUUCUCGUAUGAGACGGGCCAAAAACGGUUCCAGAAGAAAGUUGCUUUGGACGACACCAUUGCCGAUCACUGCUGGCCGGGCCAGUUGGUGUUGCCUGUGUGGGAGUUCAACUCGUUUGCGUUCUACUCGUUCUUGUCGUUUUUGGGUGCGUGGCUUUACACCGACUUACCAGACUUCAUUUCGCCCACUCCAGGCCACUGUAUGACCAACUACGUGAGUAAAUUCUUUGCCAAGAUCGCCAGAAUGGCGGGUUACACUCACAUGGCCGACGUGCUUUUGAAAGACAUCAUGGACCCUGUUGGUGUUGGUGCGCAAUGCAUCUUCUUCUUUUUCCACAUUGUCAAGGUUGUGGUGAUUUUCUUUGUCCUUUGGGCUGGUGUGUUCAACCCAACACGGAUUCUUCGCUCGCCUUUUGCACCAAAAGUUGACGUCACCAAGGAACAGUUGAUCAGCUUGGGCUGGACCGGCUCGAAAAGAGCCAACGCCGAUGAAUACAAGGAACACUACCGCAAUGCCAAAAUCAAGGAGUACGGUGGAAUGGUUCCUGCGCAUCAGGCCGGUUUAUUUACCCGCUUGAAGCAAUUGGGUGUUUUCUUGGGCGAAGGCGAGGGGUUCAACACUCCAGUUUCUUCCGAAAACACAUUUGACGAUCUCAAGGAAGAUAAGCUUAUUUUGAGCUAUUCGUACUUCGUGAAGCUUGGUGAACACUUUGAAAAAUUCAUCAAGGACAAGCCACAGAACGAAGUGACCGAGGCCAUCAAAGAGUUCCGCCGCUUUGGUCUCUUGAACUCCAGUGAAGAGAUUCGUCGUGUGGUGGAGGUAAGAAAAAGCCACGGUGACUCGAAACUUUCCAAGGAAUGA